This is a messenger RNA of Aspergillus niger, 1131 nucleotides long. RefSeq lists its product as uncharacterized. NCBI's taxonomy places the organism in Eukaryota, Fungi, Ascomycota, Eurotiomycetes, Eurotiales, Aspergillaceae. The record is from RefSeq and is a predicted model, not a curated record. Gene Ontology annotation, cellular component: cytoplasm. Bases 1 to 1131 code for a protein of 376 amino acids. Gene Ontology annotation, molecular function: oxidoreductase activity. The transcript is spliced from 4 exons.
AUGUCGGUUUCAAGUGGCUCGAAAGUGGUAUCGGCGAUUGUGGCCAGUCACGGCGUAUCGAGCAGAGCCCUCACCGCGGGUAAGAAGCUCUGCAGUAUCCGUCCCUACCCGCUGCACAUUACCCAGGAUAGUUACCAUGUGCAGCUGAGCGGUGGCGUUGGUACUAUUGCUGCUUUGAAUCUCGAGAUUGGAGGUCUGGCUCAGGUCACGUCUGUCUUGCGGUCUAAUUAUGCGGCAGUGAGUCUCCUGGGAUUUACAAUCAAGUCUUGUGAACACGGAGAAAUCCAGAAUUGGCGGCCAUCUGAAAUCCUCAAUAAUGUUCCCAGCGUUGCGGACUCGGUCACUGUCCGACCCUUUGACUACGUCGUGUGCUGCACAAAAAAUGUUCCCGAUGCCUCGCCCACUGUGUGUGAAAUUAUCGCUCCUGCAAUCUCGCCCGGUCACACGGUAAUCGUCCUUGUACAAAAUGGCUUAAAUAUUGAGAAACCCUUCCUCCGCAGAUUCCCAUCUAAUAUCAUACUGUCCGGUGUCAGUCGCAUAGAUGCUCAUGAGGUCGCCCCCGGUAUUAUAGAACAGAGACAGAAGGACAUCCUGUAUGUUGGGGCGUUUGAAAACUGCCUCAUACCUUACGAAGAGCAGCAAAAGGCAGCUCAACACUUCGCCAAAAUCUACAGUGCGGGGUUGAAGACAAACUGUUCCUACAAACCGAACGUGCGUUAUGAUCGUUGGGUUAAGUUGGUCAACAAUGCCUCGUUCAACCCAAUUUGUGCCCUGACGGGUUUAACGACGGGCGAGUUGCAGCGGACAUCUGGGGCCGUUGACAAGUUGCUUAUUCCCGCGAUGAAAGAGAUCAUAUCUGUGGCCGAAGCAGAUGGUUACUCGCUUCCAGGAGUUAUAAUAAAGGAGACCAUUCAGAGUAACCCACCAGAGGAGGAUAUAUCCCCUAGCAUGUUGGUGGACAUACAAAAAGGCAAUUUCAUCGAGCACGAAAAUAUUCUGGGGGAAGUCAUUCGCGAGGCCAGAAAGGGCGAGGGGGUAACAACACCUAUUCUAUCCACCUUGUACGAGUUAUGCUGCAUGGUUCAAUGGAGGACCAAGAAGGAAAUGGGCCGGCUUGAGCCUGGAAUGUGA